AGUGACUUGUCCAAGGUCACAGAGUUUAGGAGAAUGGAUUAAAACUCAAGUUUUCUGAUUUCCAGUCAAGUAGCCCUUAAAAUGGGUUAUUUCUCACAGGCUACUCAAACUGCAUUGCUUAACUGUAUUCAGUGGCCCCAAAAUACUUUCAAUUAAGAGAUUUCUAGCAAAGGAAACCUUUUCACAUUGGUGGGGUUGAAUGGGACAUGGCUAAUUGGCAAAAUUCUGCAUAUUAGUGGGACUUUUUGAGUGUUUUGUUUUAAUAUGCCCCUUACUCUCCUUGCAAACUAGCCAGACCAUUGUGAUUUCAGAAUGUAAAUCCUGGGCUUAUUAAAUUUUGGCAAGUAGAACAAAAAUCCCUUAAAUUCAUCUUUUGCUUUUCUUCCCACUUGUUCAAGUAUUUCUAUAUUCGUUGUGCCUGCAAGCAUCCGAUGUAGGAAGGAUUGAUGGAGAAGAUAUUAUUUCAUUUUUUAUGGUGAGAAAUAAACCCAGGAAGGGUAAAGAUUACACCACAAGUACAUGGUAGAGCCAAGAGCUGAGCCCUGGUUUCUUGACCCCCAGCUUCUGCAUGUUUUCUGCCAGAUGAUUCUGUGGUCCCCACACCUUGGUUCCUAACUACAGAUGCAAAAAGAAUAGAUGUGUAGAUGGAUAGUUAGAUAGAUGGAUACAUGGGCAUACCUCAGACCAAAUAAAUCAGAACCUCUGAAAAUAAGGCCAGGUUUGGGAACCACUGCUGCACCCUGUGUUGGCAGAAGCGAACCUAAAUCCAGGACAGUCCCUUGGUAAUGUCCAGGGCUCCAGGAAGAGAUGUCUUUGUGGCUGGAGGCCCCUGUGCCUGAUGUUUCUCCUGAGCUUCGUCCACAAAAGCGGAAAAAGGGGCCAGCCCCCAAAAUGCUGGGGAAUGAGCUGUGCAGUGUGUGUGGAGACAAGGCUUCUGGCUUCCACUACAACGUGCUGAGCUGCGAGGGCUGCAAGGGAUUCUUCCGCCGCAGUGUCAUCAAAGGGGCGCGCUACGUCUGCCACAGUGGGGGCCACUGCCCCAUGGACACCUACAUGCGUCGCAAGUGCCAGGAGUGCCGCCUUCGCAAAUGCCGCCAGGCCGGCAUGCGGGAGGAGUGUGUUCUGUCAGAAGAACAGAUCCGUCUGAAGAAACUGAAGCGGCAAGAGGAGGAACAGGCUCAGGCCACAUCCGUGCCCCCGAGGGCUUCCUCUCCGCCCCAAGUCCUGCCCCAGCUCAGCCCGGAGCAGCUGGGCAUGAUUGAGAAGCUGGUGGCUGCCCAGCAGCAGUGUAACAGACGUUCCUUCUCGGACCGGCUUCGAGUCACGCCCUGGCCCAUGGCACCAGAUCCGCAGAGUCGGGAGGCCCGUCAGCAACGCUUUGCCCACUUCACGGAGCUGGCCAUUGUCUCUGUGCAGGAGAUCGUUGAUUUUGCCAAACAGCUGCCGGGCUUCCUGCAGCUCAGCCGGGAGGACCAGAUUGCCCUCCUGAAGACCUCUGCAAUUGAGGUCAUGCUUCUGGAGACAUCUCGGAGGUACAACCCUGGAAGUGAGAGUAUCACCUUCCUCAAGGAUUUCAGUUAUAACCGGGACGACUUUGCCAAAGCAGGGCUGCAGGUGGAGUUCAUCAACCCCAUCUUUGAGUUCUCCAGAGCCAUGAAUGAGCUGCAACUAAAUGAUGCUGAGUUUGCCUUGCUCAUUGCCAUCAGCAUCUUCUCUGCAGACCGGCCCAACGUGCAGGACCAGCUCCAGGUAGAGAGGCUGCAACACACAUAUGUGGAGGCCCUGCAUGCCUACGUCUCCAUCCACCACCCCCAUGACCGGCUGAUGUUCCCACGGAUGCUAAUGAAACUGGUGAACCUCCGGACACUGAGCAGCGUCCAUUCAGAGCAAGUGUUUGCACUGCGCCUGCAGGAUAAAAAGCUUCCCCCGCUGCUCUCUGAGAUCUGGGAUGUGCACGAGUGACUGAUCUUCC
Balaenoptera acutorostrata (minke whale) is the source of this 1972-nucleotide messenger RNA. It is a transcript of the gene NR1H3, whose product is annotated as nuclear receptor subfamily 1 group H member 3. The coding region runs from base 808 to 1962 and encodes 384 amino acids. The record is from RefSeq and is a predicted model, not a curated record. The transcript has 9 exons. Gene Ontology annotation, molecular function: zinc ion binding; nuclear receptor activity; RNA polymerase II cis-regulatory region sequence-specific DNA binding. Lineage: Eukaryota; Metazoa; Chordata; Mammalia; Artiodactyla; Balaenopteridae. Gene Ontology annotation, biological process: negative regulation of inflammatory response; cell differentiation; negative regulation of transcription by RNA polymerase II.